CAACAAAAACAAUAAUAUACUUUUCUCUCUCUCUCUCUUUAUCCGCAGAGUCACCUACGAAGUGUCUCCCGUGUUCAUUCUCAUGGAGCGCUUCGUCCUCGCCAAGUUGGGAUCGAUGUUCGGCUUGGAAAAGGCGGAUGGCAUCUUCGCUCCGGGUGGCAGCAUUAGCAACUUACACGCCAUGCUUUUGGCGAGAUACAAACUUCACCCUGAAAGCAAGCAGUCGGGAAUUUUUACCCUGAAACCCCUCGUCGCCUUCACUUCAGACCAGAGCCACUACUCGAUCAAGAAGGCCGCCGUCACCAUGGGCUUAGGCCUAGAUAACGUCGUACAGGUCAAGACAGAUUCCUUAGGGCGCAUGAUCCCGCAGGAGCUGAAGAAGGCCGUGAAGCGAGUACGAGACGAGGGCAAGGAGCCCUUCUUCGUCUGCGCCACCUGCGGGAGUACGGUUCUUGGGGCUUACGACCCGCUGAAGGAACUCGCCGACGUCUGUAAUCAGGAGGGACUCUGGCUGCACGCUGAUGCGUGUGUUGGAGGCUCUGCUAUAUUUUCGGAUAAGCUAAAACAUUAUCUCUAUGGAAUUCAAAGGGCUGACUCGAUCGCGUGGAAUCCUCACAAGAUGCUGUGUGUUCCUCUACAGUGUUCCGUGUUCCUCACUCGCCACCAGGGUCUCCUCGACGCGUGCCACUCCACGCGGGCGUCGUAUCUCUUCCAGCAAGACAAGUUCUACGACGUGGGCUACGACGUGGGUGACAAGAACUUCCAGUGCGGCAGAAAAGUGGACGUGUUCAAGCUGUACUUCAUCCUCAGUGUUCAUGGCUUGGAUGAGAUCGCGAGGAGGAUCGAGGCGGCCUUCGAUGCUGCUGCGUACCUCAGCGAGCAGGUAGCCCUCAGGCCCGGUUUCCGACAGGUGAUCCCAGCCGCUCAGUGCGCCAACACCUGCUUCUGGUUCGUCCCAGAGAGCCUCAGGGGCCAAGAAGAGACGCCGGGGUGGUGGGAGAAGCUGGGAAAGGUCGCGCCACGUGUCAAGACGCGAAUGGUGCAAUCAGGCACUCUCAUGGUCGGAUAUCAACCAAUAGAGAACAAGAAUCUCGUGAAUUUUUUCCGCAUGACCAACACCUGCGUGCCUGUUCCUACGUCAGCUGACAUGGACUUCGUUCUGGAUGAGAUUGAACGGCUAGGAAAAGAUUUGUAGGAGACGCGAUUCAGCUUUUAGGACUGUUUUGAAAUUGUAUCUGUUGUCUCCUAAUGC
This is a messenger RNA of Penaeus monodon (black tiger shrimp), 1252 nucleotides long. Its product is annotated as cysteine sulfinic acid decarboxylase-like. Gene Ontology annotation, biological process: carboxylic acid metabolic process. NCBI's taxonomy places the organism in Eukaryota, Metazoa, Arthropoda, Malacostraca, Decapoda, Penaeidae. The transcript is spliced from 8 exons. The coding region runs from base 83 to 1195 and encodes 370 amino acids. Gene Ontology annotation, cellular component: cytoplasm. Gene Ontology annotation, molecular function: carboxy-lyase activity; pyridoxal phosphate binding. The record is from RefSeq and is a predicted model, not a curated record.